UCUUUAGAGCUCGUGGUUUAAAUACGUAUCAAUUUCGUCCACAUUGUGGUGAAGCCGGUGCUGUUACACAUCUUGCUACAGCCUAUAUGGUUGCAGAAAACAUUUCACAUGGUUUACUUCUACGCAAAUCUCCUGUAUUGCAAUAUUUAUUUUAUUUAUGUCAGAUUGGUAUUGCUAUGUCGCCAUUAAGUAAUAAUUCCUUAUUUAUUAAUUAUAAUCGUAAUCCAAUGUUGGAAUAUUUUGAACGUGGUCUAUGUGUAUCGUUAUCAACAGAUGAUCCAAUGCAAUUCCAUUUUACUAAGGAACCUUUAAUGGAAGAAUAUUCAAUUGCUGCACAAGUCUGGAAAUUAUCAUCAGUUGAUAUGUGUGAAUUAGCUCGAAAUUCUAUUUUAAUGAGUGGUUUUUCUCAUGAAGUUAAAAUGUAUUGGCUUGGACCAGAUUAUCAAGAAUCAGGUGUAGCUGGUAAUGAUAUUCGUCGAACUAAUGUUCCAGCUAUUCGUAUUGCAUAUCGUUAUGAAGCAUUAUGUGAAGAACUUCGAUUACUUGGUAAUGCUUAUAAAAGUCGGCAAGAGCGUGAAGAAAAAGAUCGACGUUUACGGCAAAUGCAAGCAAAAGCACCACCAAUAACAAAUCUUGAACGUGCUGUUUUAAAUAAUGGUAAAUAUGAACCGACAUCUAGUCUACAAAAUAAUAUGUCAUCAACAAUAAGUGGCAAUAAUUCCAAUAAUGGCUUCAAUGAAAUAAACAAUUCAAAUCAAGAUGUCUCAAUGUUCUAA
This is a messenger RNA of Rotaria sordida, 776 nucleotides long. The record is from the annotation of a GenBank genome assembly. Lineage: Eukaryota; Metazoa; Rotifera; Eurotatoria; Philodinida; Philodinidae.